Messenger RNA from Trichoderma aggressivum f. europaeum, 1359 nucleotides. RefSeq lists its product as uncharacterized. The transcript has a single exon. The record is from RefSeq and is a predicted model, not a curated record. Gene Ontology annotation, cellular component: mitochondrion. Bases 1 to 1359 code for a protein of 452 amino acids. Gene Ontology annotation, molecular function: L-ornithine transmembrane transporter activity. NCBI's taxonomy places the organism in Eukaryota, Fungi, Ascomycota, Sordariomycetes, Hypocreales, Hypocreaceae. Gene Ontology annotation, biological process: mitochondrial L-ornithine transmembrane transport.
AUGAUCUCCGGCCGCUCUGAAGCUCCCAUCCUGGCCCCUCUCCCCGACUCAACCACCGGCGUCCUCCCUGUUCUUCCGCCUGGAGUUGAGCUGCCCGAUCGCCAUCCUCGAAACAAUGCCGCAACAGCAGCUUCGGCGGCCGGAGUGCGGGCUCUCAGUGCGCAGGUCGUUGCCUUUUACUUCCGUGCCCCUGCGAAAUCCUUCUUCCGCACCCGAGUCGACUAUCUGGCUUAUGCCCGGACGAUUCACCAGCGGCAGACGAAGAAGCUGAUGCAGGCUGUUGCGGAAGAUGCGUCGCCGUCGAGGCUGGUUGCGGCUCUCCGACAGACAUGGCUAUGGAUGCGAAGCACGACGCCCGGCGUUUUGACGUCGGCGAUCCGGCACGAGGGCUGGGGCAUCGUGCCGCACCAAAUCAUGCCGCCGCUGAUUGCCAACAUUGGCGUCAACGCUGUGCUGUAUACGGGGUAUCUGCAGAUCCUAGGCCGUCUGCAUGAGGAGAGCUCCAAGGCCACCAAGAGAGUUUAUCCUCCACCGCCUCCCCAGGCUACCUUCAUGGCUGGAUUUCUCGCAGGUGGACUGCAGAGCGUUAUUGCGGCACCGUUGGACGCACUGCAGGCGCGUUAUGACCAUCGUGAUAUGAUGCCCAACGACGGCAGCGGGCGGCCUCGAAGCAUGUGGACGUUUAGUGCCGAGAAACUCAGGGAAAUCGGGCUGCGAGGCAUCUUUGCGGGAUGGGGGGUUUCUUUCUUAAAAGACAGCGUGGGAUGCGCAAUCUUUUUCAGCACGUUCGAGUACAUCAAGGCACAAUCGUAUUACCGCUUUGUGGCAUGGUACUACGGGGGUCUAGAAGAGGAAAUUAUAGAUCUUCUCGCGACGAAACGUCCCGCCGAUCGACCCAAAGAAGAGGGUAUUCAGCUCAUUCGACCACAUUACGCAAUAGAGCCCAUGUUUCUGCUUGGUGCGGGCAUCAGCGCCUCCUUUGCCCAGCAGCUUCUUCUCCAUCCUCUCACUCAUUUCCAAGUCAAGCACUGGGACCAUCUGGAAGAGUUAGACGACAAAGCCGCCCGCCUACGCGCUUCUCGGGCCGCCAACCCCGACCAACCUCAACGACGGUUCAGGAUGCUUCGGGCGUACUAUCAUGCAUACCAAGAGACGUUGGCGGUGUGCAAAGCUGAGGCAUCGGCAGAAGGCCUGAAGCUGGGCAAGUGGCUGUAUCGAGGAUUCUGGUGGAAUACCAUCCGGCAGGUACCGAGCACAAGUGCCGGCCUGAUCAUCUUUGAGCUCAUACGACGAAAGUAUGGGUUCGGCAUGGAAGAAGUGCGCAUCACCAGUGAUGGAUACGAUAUUUUGCUGCAUUAG